UUCUCUGUGUUUGAAGCAAACCGUUUGCCUCGGCCACUUCCCCCGGGCAGAAGUACUUCUCUCUCUGUGUGUGUGUCUCUGCCUCUGCUGCUGCCUCUGUUGAGGUGCUUGAACCAUGCAUUCAAGGAUGCCCGAAGGCAGCAGCCCAUCUCGGCUUCCUCUGUUGACCUGGCUUUGCUGCUUGGCGCUCUGCUCCGAGGGCGCAAAUCCGGGUUUUGUGGGCAGAAUCACGGAAAAAGGCCUGGAUUAUGCUCGUCAAGAAGGGGUCACGGUCCUGCAGCAGGAGUUGGCCAAGCUGAAGUUGCCUGACUUCUCCGGGUCUUUCCAUGUCAAAGUCCUGGGAAAUGUGGAUUAUAACUUCUAUGGUUUGAACAUCGGCACCUUCCAGCUGCCCAGCUCAUCGAUCGCACCCCUUCCUGGCGUGGGCCUCAAGGUCUCCAUCACAAACGCUGUUGCCGCCUUGACGGGCCAGUGGAGAGUGAAGAAGCGGCGUUGGUUCGACCACGGCUCCUUUGACCUCAAGGUGGAGGGCAUCUCCAUCUCGGUGGGCUUAAAGUUGGGCACCGAUGGGACCGGGAGACUGACAGCCGCCACCUCUGAUUGCGGAGCCCACAUAUCUGACGUCAACAUCCACAUUUCUGGCCGGUUGGGGUGGCUGUACAAUCUCUUCCACAGAAACAUUGAAUCUGGGUUACGGAAAGCGAUGGAAGGCAAGAUCUGUGAGACGGUGACCAGCGCCGUCAGUUCCAAGUUGAUGCCCUUCCUGCAGACCUUACCAGUCACAGCAAAAAUUGACAACAUUGCUGGGAUUGAUUACUCCCUGACUGGCCCUCCUGUCACCACGAAUAAUUCUGUUGACCUGGCGCUGCAGGGUGAGUUCUUCUCCAUGACCCACCGCUCUCCCGCGCCGUUCCCACCCCCUGCCUUGAGUUUCCCGGUGGAUCACGACCGCAUGCUGUAUUUCGGAGUCUCCACUUACUUCUUCAACACGGCUAGCAACGUGUACUUCAAUGCGGGCGUCAUGACCUUUGACAUCACCGACAGCAUGAUUCCCAAGGAGUUCAAACUGCGGCUCAACACGACCACUUUGGGGGCUUUCAUUCCACAGUUGGAGAAGAUGUUCCCCAACAUGCUCAUGGUGCUCAAGGUCUCCCCUUCUUCUGCCCCGCUGUUACGUAUUGCGCCCGAAAGCCUCUCGCUGACUCCAGUGGUUAACGUCCAGGCGUUCGCGAUUCUCCCCAACUCCAGCUUGGCUCCUCUGUUUGUGAUUGAGGCGAGAGCCCCAGUUUCAGCCAAAGUUGGCGUGAACUCCACUCGGAUUGUCGGGUCCCUGAAACUGGGCAGGCUGCAGCUGUCCUUGAAGCAUUCGGACGUUGGGCCCUUCUCGGUACAAUUGCUGCAAGCCAUCCUGAGCUAUUCCGCUUCAAGCAUCCUUCUGCCACAAAUUAAUGCAUGGCUGGCUGACGGUUUCCCCCUUCCUCUGCUGGACCACGUGGAGCUCUACAGCCUCAUCCUUCAGCCAUACCAGGACUUCCUGCUGUUUGGAGCCGAUGCUCAGUACAAACCGUGAAGAGCCAGAAGGAAAAGGGGAAGCCACCGACCAAGGCAGAGUGACGCCCAUCUCCUCCCUUUCCACUUCACAGCUGAUUCGAGUGGGGGACUUGGGGCGUGAAUCCACAGACGGAUCCUCACCUGGUGUAGCCUCCUCCCUUCCUGCCUUUUCUCUCGCAAACUGCUCCUCAGCUAGGCUGCUUGAUGGAGAACCCCAGGACCCAGCCAGAAGCCCAGAAGAGAAGCCACAGAGCUGGGCAAUUAGAAGAAUUGGUUUCAAAUGUUACAUCAACAGCAGAGCUAAGGGGAACAAAGAUCUGGGACGUUAACCAUGACCUUAAAGGGAAUGAUUGGUAUAGAGGAGUGUGGCACAUAGCGACUAAUGAUAAGUUAAUGUGUGAUAUAAAAUUUAGAAGGGCUUGCUAUGUGCAAACAGAUGUAUUGGCAAAUGGGGAGAUUUUAUGGAAUGUGUGUUUGAAAAAGGGAAGGGUUGUGUACUCUUCACAAGGAUCAGUGCCGUUUUGGAGGGGGCUCCGUCAUGAAGCGAAAUUGCGUUCUAUCUCCAGAUGGUCCUAGUACUGAGCCUGCAGUUUUUUUGUUCCUAUUGUGCUAUAUUUGUUUUUCAUGUUAAGAUGCUCACAUUUCAUUGUGAUUUUGGUUUCCUCUUGUACCUUUUUAAAGUUUUCAAAUAAACGAGGCAGGGACGAAGCCCCGGAGAAGCCACGA
Messenger RNA from Pogona vitticeps (central bearded dragon), 2277 nucleotides. Its product is annotated as bactericidal permeability-increasing protein. Gene Ontology annotation, molecular function: lipopolysaccharide binding. NCBI's taxonomy places the organism in Eukaryota, Metazoa, Chordata, Lepidosauria, Squamata, Agamidae. Gene Ontology annotation, biological process: innate immune response; defense response to Gram-negative bacterium; lipopolysaccharide-mediated signaling pathway. The record is from RefSeq and is a predicted model, not a curated record.